AAUUUGCGUCCAAAAAUGGCGUCUUUGCUUGAGGAUCAUCUUUUUCAAUAUAGUGGUCAGGGUCCUCCUCCUUCAAAAGAUUUCUUCCAAGUUAUUGUCACCAGAAAUGAGAUCAUUUUGACAUCUUGGAAGAUUUCUGUUCGACUUGAUUGCAAGGGUGCUGCACCCAAACAGCAGAAGAUAUCCCAUCAUGAUUUCCUACAUCAGAAAAUGCUACAGCAAGAAGUUGGUGCCGUCUUCGGGGAGAGGAUCCUGGAACACACAAAGUUACUCUGUCAAGGAAAGUUUGACUUCCUGGAGCGCUUACCGGAUGAUAUAUUGCUCAAAAUCCUGGCCAACCUAGAACUGAAAGAUACAACCCAGCUGGCACAAGUUUCACAGAGAUUCAGAGAGAUCUGUGACUGUGAGAAGUUUUGGGAGCAGACUGUGAGGUAUCGCUGUGCUGAGUUCACCAAGGACAUGGAGGGCAUAGCAAGUGCCAUGGGCUGGAGGAAGAUGUUUUUCACCUUUUUCCACAGCAGUAGCAGUAAGGAGCAGCAGUAAAGAACUUGAACAGUUUAUUACGGUUCUAAAACAACUGCAAUAUAAAUGCUUUUACAGAGGAUGGUUAGACAGUAUACAUUUAGUAUUUUGUGAAGCAAUAGCCAGUGUUUUCAGUGAGUUUAAGCGAGUGUUCUUCAGAUUUAAAUGAACUGUUAGGUCGAAUCAACAAAACAUGUAUUUCCCAUUAGUUUUAGUGCCAAAUAUCCUUCCGAAAUGAAUUCAUACAUAUUUUGGAUGACAACUGAGCUGUUCGAAAAUAUAAAAACCUGUAAUUUAAAAGUUG
Molecule: messenger RNA, 826 nt
Organism: Eleginops maclovinus (Patagonian blennie)
Lineage: Eukaryota; Metazoa; Chordata; Actinopteri; Perciformes; Eleginopidae
Gene: fbxo36a
Product: F-box protein 36a
Exons: 4
Coding region: 16-543 (175 amino acids)
Molecular function (GO): protein binding
Source: RefSeq, a predicted model, not a curated record